Messenger RNA from Carassius carassius (crucian carp), 758 nucleotides. RefSeq names its product cytochrome c oxidase subunit 4 isoform 1, mitochondrial (gene cox4i1). The record is from RefSeq and is a predicted model, not a curated record. Bases 83 to 592 code for a protein of 169 amino acids. Gene Ontology annotation, biological process: mitochondrial electron transport, cytochrome c to oxygen. The transcript has 4 exons. NCBI's taxonomy places the organism in Eukaryota, Metazoa, Chordata, Actinopteri, Cypriniformes, Cyprinidae.
UGUUUACAUUUUUUGUUAAAUUAAAAAAUUCUCAAAGUGGAAAGAAUAUUAAUUUCUCAUUUACCAUUUGUUCUCACACAGGAUGUUGGCAACUAGAGUAUUUCGCCUAGUUGGUAAUCGGACCUUGUCCACUUCCAUCUGCCUGCGUGGUGGACAUGGAGUUGCUAAGGUUGAGGACUACACACUGCCAGCAUACUUUGAUCGGCGAGAGAGCCCUCUUCCUGAUAUCAAGUUUGUGCAGCAGCUGAGUCCUGAGCAGAAGUCUCUAAAGGAAAAGGAGAAGGGAUCCUGGGCUGCACUGUCCACAGAUGAGAAGAUUGCAUUGUAUCGUAUCAGCUUCAAGGAGAGCUUUGCUGAAAUGGACAAGGGAACAGGAGAAUGGAAAUCAGUAGUUGCAGGAAUUUUCUUUUUCAUUGGCUUCACUGGCCUAGUUGUGUUGUGGCAGAGGAAGUAUGUUUAUGGAGAUGUCCCCCAUACCUUUGAUGCCGAAUACAAGCAGAAGGAGCUCCAGAGAAUGCUUGAUAUGAGGAUCAACCCUGUUGAGGGCUUUUCAGCCAAAUGGGACUAUGAAAACAGUGUAUGGAAGAAAUAAAUUGUUCUUUACAUGUCCGUCUGUUGGACAGGGGUCUCCCCUUCUAACUAAUCAUCCAAUAAACAGAAAAGUAUGUAAUUUUAGUCCUCUGUUACUUAUGAACGAUUUUGGAAGUCUGCUUCCUCUUAAGGUUACGUCUCAUAAAUAAAAUUCCAGUAUGUAUCAA